Molecule: messenger RNA, 1537 nt
Organism: Helianthus annuus (common sunflower)
Lineage: Eukaryota; Viridiplantae; Streptophyta; Magnoliopsida; Asterales; Asteraceae
Product: arogenate dehydrogenase 2, chloroplastic
Exons: 2
Coding region: 128-1276 (382 amino acids)
Biological process (GO): L-tyrosine biosynthetic process
Molecular function (GO): prephenate dehydrogenase (NADP+) activity; arogenate dehydrogenase (NADP+) activity; prephenate dehydrogenase (NAD+) activity
Source: RefSeq, a predicted model, not a curated record
CCGGACAACAAAUUUCCUCCCCUCACAUUUUAACACACAACUCCAGUUUCCGCCUCCGUCAAACACAACCACACCCUUGCCGGAAAACCCAAAACCCUCGCCGUAAAUUCAAAACCCUCAUCGGAAAAUGCUCACCAUUUCCCCCACCACAUCCAAAAUCACCACCACCCACCACCACCACCACCUCCACCACCCCCACACCUACCGCCACCUAACCUCCCACCGUCCGCCGCCACCACCACACCCCCAUCCCUCCAAACCCCUUCGCCUCCGGCGACCCUUCCAAAUCUCCGCAAUCGACGCCGCACAACCCUUCGAUUACGAGUCCAAACUCUCCAAACAAAUCUCCAAAUCCAAAACCCUAAAAAUCGCCAUUGUAGGCUUCGGUAACUUCGGCCAAUUCCUCGCCAAAACCCUCGUCCGUCAAGGCCACACUGUCCUCGCCCACUCCCGCUCCGAUUACUCCGCCGCCGCCUCCGACCUCGGCGUCGCGUGGUACUCAAACGCCGACGACCUCUGCGAAGAACACCCAGAAGUUAUCUUACUCUGCACCUCAAUAUUAUCAACCGACAAAGUCCUCCGUUCAUUACCCUUACAACGGUUAAAAAGAAGUACAUUGUUUGUAGAUGUUUUAUCCGUUAAAGAGUUUGCUAAAGAUUUGUUUAUACAAAUCCUGCCGUUAGAGUUUGAUAUAUUGUGUACCCACCCGAUGUUCGGGCCGGAAAGCGGUAAAAACAGUUGGAAGGAUCUUCCAUUUGUGUAUGAUAAGGUUAGGAUUGGGAACGAUGAGAGUCGGGUAGCGCGGUGCGAGAAGUUUUUAGACGCAUUUGCGAGGGAAGGGUGUGUGAUGAAGGAGAUGACGUGUGCGGAGCAUGAUAUGCACGCGGCGGAGAGUCAGUUUAUAACGCAUACGGUUGGGAGGAUUUUGGAGAAGUUGAAUUUGGAUAGUACGCCGAUUAAUACCAAAGGGUAUGAGCGGUUGUUGGAUUUGGUGGAGAAUACGUCGAGUGAUAGUUUCGAGUUGUAUUAUGGGUUGUUUAUGUAUAAUAAGAAUGCGAUGGAGCAGUUGGAGCGGUUGGAUUUGGCGUUUGAAGCGUUGAAGAAGGAGUUGUUUGGGCAUUUGCAUGAUGUGUUGAGGAAGCAGUUGUUUGGGACGAGGGGACGGAGUUUGCAGCGGCCGCCGGCUUUGUCGAAGUUGCCUCCUAAUGGGAAUGGACUCGCGUUGCCAACGGGUUCGACAGAAUCAGAAUCAAAAUCUGAUUCCGCUACAAGUUAAUGGCGCAGAGCUGCUAUGUUGUGCGAUAUGUACUAUGGCUUAUGAGACAAAUGAGGAAGGGGAUAAUCUCAAGGCAUCAGCAUAUUCCUCACUUGUAUGAAGCUCUAAUUUUUGUUUUUUUUUAUAUCUUUUUUGUGCUCUUGUUGUGAUAUUUUGUUGGAUUAGAAGAGAUUGCAGUAGCAGGCAGUGUAACUUAAAUCAUUUGUUUCAGUGUUGUGCUCAUUUAGAUACCUGAGAAAUCAAUAAUGAGAUUCUUUUUUA